This is a messenger RNA of Fundulus heteroclitus (mummichog), 4000 nucleotides long. RefSeq names its product synaptotagmin XIVa (gene syt14a). Bases 44 to 1789 code for a protein of 581 amino acids. The record is from RefSeq and is a predicted model, not a curated record. Lineage: Eukaryota; Metazoa; Chordata; Actinopteri; Cyprinodontiformes; Fundulidae. The transcript has 9 exons.
CCCUUCUUCUCCGCCCACUGUAGUUGAAGCCAAACAGAACAUCAUGGCGAUUGAUGGUGGAGAGCGUCACUGUGGACUACAUGAGCUGAUCUGCAUCAGAAAAGUUUCUCCGGAGGUUCUGGGGUUUCUGACGGCCAUCGGACUCUUCAUCAUCCUCAUGACCUUCCUCUUCUGGUACCUCAACAACAAACUGAUCCUAGAGAACCCGGCGGGCCUCCAGUGCCUCGAUGACUUCAGGAAGAACCCCGAGCUGCAAGAAAAGCCGUCCGCCGACGGCGACCUGCAGGACUCUUCCUCAGACAGCGAAGACGAGCUGAUGGGUCAGUACCAGGAGGCGGUCAGCCGCUCCCAGGGCCUCCGUGGAGGAACCAAGGCGGCCUGCAACACCAGACACCUGGGAGGGUUCAGGUGGGAGAGCCGGCAGAAGUACAGCCCUCUGACAGCAGAUUAUGACGGCUACAGCAGCGAGGCUUCAGCAGACGACGCCAACUGCAUCCAGAGGAUGAGGAGAACGCCGCCCCUGGAUGAGCUUCAACCGCCUCCCUAUCAGGAUGAGAACGGUUCUCCGAGGAUGUCCUGCACGCUGUCAGACCUGGGCGAUGCCAAGUGUGACCUGUCCCAAACCAGCGGCAGUCCACACCUGUCCUUUGGGAAGUGUCUGAGCGAGGGCAGCGACGGCCAAGGGAGUGAAGGUUACCUUAACAAAGGCUACGAGGAGGAUGUCCCCAGCGACAGCACGGCUGUCCUCAGCCCCGAGGACAUGUCGGCUCGUGGCUCGGCUGUACAGUUCCCCAAGGGUUACGAACUGGAUCCCAUGGCAAAGUACGGCACCCUGGACAUCGUCUUUGACUACGACUCAGAGGAGCAGCAGCUAACCGUGACCAUCAUGGCGGUGACCGAUCUUCCCUCCAUCAAACGCACCGGCAACAUUUCCUGGCAGGUCCACCUGCUGCUCCUGCCCACCAAGAAACAGAGAGCAAAGACGGGGGUCCAGCGGGGCCCCUGCCCCAUCUUCACCGAGACGUUUCGCUUCAGCCACGUGGAGUCGGAGAUGAUCAGCAACUACGCCAUCCGGUUCCGCCUUUACAGCAUCAGACGGAUGAAGAAGGAGAAGGUGUUUGGAGAGAAGGUGUUCUACUUCACCAAGCUCAUCCUGCAGGGGAAAAUGUCGGUGCCGGUCAUCCUGGACCCGUGCUGCGCUCUCCCGGGCGGUGAGUCCCAGGUCAGCCUCUCAGACAUGACCUGCAGCGAAAGCGCCUCAUCGUUCCAGUCUGUCAGUCAGACCUCCACUCCAGAGAUCCUCGUGGGCCUGGUGUACAACGCCACCACCGGCCGCCUCUCCGUGGAAGUCAUCAAAGGCAUCCACUUCAAAAACCUGGCUGCCAACAAGCCACCCACUGUCCAACCCUUGUUGUCAGAUGGGCUGUUCUGUUGUCUGAAACACUUGAUAGGUGGCCAGGUUUAUAUAAUCAGAGAUACCUACGUUAAACUGACCCUGCUCAACUCCAUGGGCCAUGAAAUGUCCAAGUGCAAGACGUCCAUCUGCAGAGGUCAGCCCAACCCGACCUACAAGGAGACGUUCAUCUUCCAGGUGGCGCUGUUCCAGCUGUCCGACGUCACGCUCAUCCUCUCCGUCUACAAUAAGCGCAGCAUGAAGCGGAAGGAGAUGAUUGGCUGGAUCUCUCUGGGCCUGAACAGCUCAGGAGAGGAGGAGCUCACCCACUGGACCCAGAUGAAGGAGUCCAAAGGACAGCAGGUCUGCCGCUGGCACAGUUUGCUGGAGUCCUAGCUGUGACGCUGCAGCGCCGGUCCAACGGCGGCCGAGGCUGUCCCUGGGUCUGUCCCUGUGUCUGUCCCUGGGUCUGUCCCUGUGUCUGUCCCUGGGUCUGGGCGAGGGUCUGGGCGAGGGUCUGGGCGAGGGUCUUCAGGGAGAAGAUGCUCCAGCUGCUCACCUUUGUGUUUCACAGCCUUGUUGGUAAAAUCCUGAGUGCCACACCUUCACAUCAAACAAUGGAGCCCAGCAGGAGAAGAUCCAGAGCACAGACCUGGCUUUUAGCGAGCAGCCCCUCCUCUCUGCCAACAUAUUUGUCCACAUAUUGUAACGAGUAACGUUUCUUCUCUUGGCAACGCCUCCAUUUCUGAACCCACUGCCACAGUCUGGGAGAAGAUCCGGAUUAGCUCCCAAAUCUACAGGUUGUCCCGGCUGGGACGCCGCCUCUCACCCCGUUUAACCUCCUCUCACCCCGUUUAAAUGCCUCUCACCCCGUUUAAACGCCUCUCACCCCGUUUAACCACCUCUCACCCCGUUUAAACGCCUCUCACCCCGUUUAACCGCCUCUCACCCCGUUUAACCUCCUCUCACCCGGUUUAACCGCCUCUCACCCGGUUUAACCGCCUCUCACCCCGUUUAAACGCCUCUCACCCCGUUUAAACGCCUCUCACCCCGUUUAAACGCCUCUCACCCGGUUUAACCGCCUCUCACCCCGUUUAACCGCCUUUCACCCCGUUUAAACGCCUCCACUAGCAAUAAUUGCUCUAGCAGGUCACUGCCGCUCAUAGUUUGUAGGUUGGAAACCCUAAAAUGUGCCGCGGAUCCGUCCCAGCAAGUCCUUCAAACAACCAGAACCAGAAUCCCAGUCAGGCUUAGAAAAUCCAAACUUCAGAACACAUUUAUGGUCUUUAAAGUCGUUUGAUCCGGUUCUGUUAGAGCUCAGUUGUUAGACAGUGAAAACCGAAUCCUUUAGUUAUGUUAUUAAAAAUAAUAUAGAUUAAUAUAUAUAACCAACAUUAAAAUCAUGAUUAAAACUACUGUUAUAAUGCUCAAGUGGGUUCAUAGCAUAAAUUUCAUAAUUUUAUAUAAUACGCGUAAUAAGAUGAUAACUGAUACAAAAUAUGAAUUUUAUGUUAUUAAAAUUAGUUCCCUGUAAUUAGCUGGCAAUAACGGUUUAUGUUAAGAUGUUAAUUAGUAAAUACAUGUUGCAUAUGAAUUUAUUUUAUAAUUAAUGAUGUGAUGUAGUUACAAACACCGUAACAACGUAAUUACACGGUAGUAACAGCUUGCAAUAGGAUGUUAAGUGAUUAAUUCUCUGCUAACAUCAUUAUCUGCUAAUAAUAUGCAUACAUAACUAUAACAUGUUAACAUGUGGUAUGAAAUAUUUGUGUCACACUGAGAGAGAGCCUUUAAUAAUACAGUUAGCUGUAAUUAUACGGUAAUCUGGGAACAACACCUUGUUUAAGACGGUGGACUUUUAAUGCUAAAGCUGAAGAAACAUAGGACAUAAACCCAUAAAUAUGGGUUUAUAAUCUCUUACCAGCCAUAGAUGUGCGUAAUAACCAAAGGGAACGGAUUUAUUAGGCGCUAAUAUGGCGUUAGCAGCUAAUCUGGAGAUGUGCUCAGCUCACCUUGCAGAGGUGAUCCAGUUAUAGUUUCCAGCAUAGCGUUUUAUUUCAAGCUGCUACUACAUGGACAUGCCUUUGCUAAUCAUGAUAUUACCCACUACAUGCUGAUAACUUGGUUAUUGCCUCUUGGUUCCGUUUUAGUCCUGAGCUAUGACAGGAAGCGCCACCAAAGCAUUUUACAGUCAGUGAAUUUAGGAUAGAAACUGCAGAUUUUUGUAAAUGGGGGAAAUUAAUUUGAGGCUAAACGUGAAUUUAGCUGCAGAGUUUGUGCAUAAAUGUGUUUCCUUAAUACUCCUGCAUGGACGGGUUCCUGAAGACCGGGUUAUGGAGUGACACGAGUCUAUCAGGUCCUGGUCUGGACCGGUCCAAACGCUGAGUGUGCAUUUUGUGCCUGGAGCAAAGAUCUGUAAAGACGUCAGAUGAGCCGAGCGUCCGGCUAACAGGCAGCAGAACGCCAACCUCCGCUGCUCUGGUGCUACCAGAACCGGCCUGGGUGCACACAGGAGCCUCUGCCUUACGUCUGGGGCCCGCCCGCUGCAGGGAGGCCCCGCCCGCCGCAGGGAGGCCCCGCCCGCCGCAGGGAGGGCCCGCCCUGACUGCA